Molecule: messenger RNA, 1160 nt
Organism: Psylliodes chrysocephalus
Lineage: Eukaryota; Metazoa; Arthropoda; Insecta; Coleoptera; Chrysomelidae
Source: the annotation of a GenBank genome assembly
GAGCUUAGUUUCAAAAUGACACGACGAAAGUCAUUUAGACAAUCCGUUUAAAUAAAACAUGUCUAAGUCGAAUUUAUUAUCGCCUGAUAUUUCAAAACUAUCUGUAGAUCAAGUUACUAAACUUUUAGCAGAUAUCGACACUAUAAUAUUUGACUGCGACGGAGUUUUAUGGAUAGAAAAUAAACCCAUACCAGGAUCCGUAGAGGCGUUCAAUAAAUUACAAUCCAUAGGAAAAAGAGUAGUGCUGCUAACAAACAAUUCAGUAAAAUUAAGACAGGAAUUUCUUGAAAAAGCCAAAAAAAUGGGCUACGAUAUUGGAAUGCGAGAUAUCAUAUCAUCGGCAUACUUGGUUGCGUUGUAUUUGAAAAAUCGAAAUUUUGAUAAAAAAGCUUAUGUGAUCGGUUCUAAAGGGAUCAUAAACGAAUUAGAGCUUGCUGGAAUUCGUUGUUUGGGGUAUGGACCGGAUCCCUUGCAGCACAGCUUAACGCAAACUAUAGAACACUUUGUUCCAGAUCCCCGUGUCGGUGCAGUUAUAGUGGGAUUCGAUGAGCAUUUCUGUUAUACUAAACUUUUAAAAGCUGCCUCUUACCUGAAUAAUCCCUCUUGCAUAUUCUUAUCGACUAAUACUGACGAGAGUUUUAAGAUUCAUCAGUCGUUAAUAAUGCCAGGUACUGGAAGUAUAUUAAGAGCAGUUGAAGCUGUAGCUAAUCGAGAAGCUGUAAUCGUAGGUAAACCAUAUUCCUUCUUAGGAGAAGCGCUAAAGAAGCAAUUUAAUAUAGAUCCAAACCGCACAAUGCUUGUGGGAGAUAGAUGCAAUACAGAUGUUCAAUUAGGCAAGAAUUGUAGAUUUCAGACAUUGUUAGUAAUGUCAGGUGCCCCUAAUUAUUUAUCAGAAAAAACGCAGCCAUUGGACCCGACUGAUAUCCCAAAUUAUUCCAUUGAACAGUUAGGGAACCUGUUACCUUUUCUUCCUUCUACAUCAAAAUAAAACUCAAUUAUUCUGAAAUGGACUUACGUACUCGAAAAAUAUUUUCAUUUUAGUUUCAUGUUAUUUAGUAUCUUAAGUUAUUAAUAAAGCAUACUUUUUUAAGGGGAAGUUCUAUAGGUGGUAAAAAUAGGAAAAAUAGGGCUUGUAUGGGAGGGAAAUAAUCAUAAAACCA